Messenger RNA from Ictidomys tridecemlineatus (thirteen-lined ground squirrel), 2829 nucleotides. RefSeq names its product complement factor properdin (gene Cfp). The record is from RefSeq and is a predicted model, not a curated record. NCBI's taxonomy places the organism in Eukaryota, Metazoa, Chordata, Mammalia, Rodentia, Sciuridae.
UUAGAGACAGGAUCUCACUAAGUUGCUUAGGGCCUUGCUAAAUUUCUGAGGCUGGUUUUAAAUUAGUGAUCCUCCUGCCUCAGCCUCCCAAGUCUCUGUGAUUACAGGUGUGCACCACAGCACCCAUUUAAAAUGGCCAUUCUUGAGCCCUACUCCACACCUGUGGAAUCAGAAACUAGGAUGGAACCCAGUGAUCUGAAACUUUAUCAAGCCCUUUGGGUGACUCAGAUGCACACUAAAGUUUGAGAGUCACUGGACUGGAGAGUAACAGGGAUAUCAUCCAGGAAGGGUAGCUGGAAACAGCCACUGUGAAGGAGAUGGUAUUUAUUGUCCGUCUCUCCUUUUAGAGUAGAAAUCACUCAUGGGUGAGGAUUUUUUUUCUGUCCUGCCCUCUGUUCCAUAUAAUACUAAGAACUAUAUCUGGCUUCCAAUAGGUGUUCAAUAAAUGUUCAGUGAAUCAACACAGCAAACACAGGACACCUCCUAUAUGCUAGGCACUGUUUUAAGGAUUUCUAAAUAUCUUAACUCCCUAUCUUCUCAACAAACCCACACAACUAUGUCAUAGGUGCUUUCUGUGUAUACAUUUUACAGAGGAGGAAGCAGGCAGGAGGAGUGGUACCUGCCCAAGGGUACUCUGAUUAAACAUGGCUCAGCUGAUUUCCUCCUAUUCACCCCUGCCCCAAUCCCUGAAGGUGUCCUUAGCUGGGCCCCCAGGGCAGUGGAUAUCCCCAAUUCCACCCUUUCUGAAUCCUUCCCCACACCCUGCCACUUCCCCUUCUCACUUCCCUUGUUGUAACCUCCUCCCGUAUGCUGACCACAGGGAACCUCACUUUUAGGAAAGAGGAGGGUGGGGUUAAGUCAGGAUGGAAGAUGAAGCAAUUGCCACCCAUGAGGAGGGCCAUUGUCAUUUUACCCUUGUUUAACACCCCCAUGAGCUUGACCCUGUAGUGUGGUCAAGAUUGUACAUUUUACAUGCAGGGAAACAGACCCAGAGAGGUUGAAGUGACUUGUCCAAGGUCGCACAUCAAUAAGAUUCAUCCUGCUCUAAACGCUGAAGCUCCAUUGCCUUUCAUUAAGAACUUGUCCAAGAAGUGAGGACUGAACACUAAGGUUGCUGAGUGGAGCAGAGAAACAGUGUGAGGUGCUGGGGAUUGGGUGACAAACAAAACAGAACCAAGGGUAACACAGGAAAUGGGGAGGAGAGAGAAGAGGAGGAGUCUGAGGGGACAAAACAGAGGUCAGAGCUCAAGAGGCCUGCAUGAUAUCCUUCUAGUUCCUCCUGUGGCAGGUUCCUCUUUCCAGAAGCAGGUCAGCCCAGAUAAAGCCAGACCUCCUCACUGGUGAGGGCACAGGGGCGCCACGCUCAACAUGACUACCCGAGCGCAGGCCCCUCAGUCACUGUUGCUGCUACUGCUCACCCUGCCAACCACAGGCUCAGACCCUGUGCUCUGCUUCAGCCAAUAUGAAGAAGACUCUGGCAGGUGCAAGGGCCUCCUAGGGGGAGGCGUCAGUGUGGAGGAUUGCUGUCUCAAUGCUGCCUAUGCCUUCCAGGAGAGUGGCAGUGGGCUCUGUCGGGCAUGCAGGCUCCCACGAUGGUCACCAUGGUCCUCUUGGGCCCCCUGCUCAGUGACAUGCUCUGAAGGCUCCCAGCUGCGACAUCGGCGCUGUAUGGGCAGAGGUGGUCACUGCCCUGAAAAGGUGGCUCCUGGGACCCUUGAGUGGCAGCUACAGGCUUGUGAAGACCAGCCCUGCUGUCCUGAGAUAGGUGGCUGGUCUGAAUGGGCACCCUGGGGGCCUUGCUCUGUCACCUGCUCCAAAGGAAUCCAGACCCGCAAGCGACUAUGUGAUCGACCUGCCCCCAAGUGUGGGGGCCACUGCCCAGGAGAGGCACAGGAGUCAAAGCCCUGCGACACCCAGAAGGUCUGCCCCACACAUGGGGCCUGGGCUGCCUGGGGCCCUUGGAGCCCCUGUUCAGGCACCUGCCAUGGUGGACCCCACAAGCCUACAGAAACACGAAGCCGCACAUGCUCUGCACCUGAGCCCUCCAAGCAGCCUCCUGGGAAGCCCUGCCCAGGAACAGCCAAUGAGCAACGGGGCUGCACUGGCCUGCCACCCUGUCCAGUGGCUGGAGGCUGGGGGCCAUGGAGCCCUGUGUCUCCUUGCUCUGUGACCUGUGGCCUGGGCCAGACCCUGGAACGAAGGACAUGUGAUCACCCUGUGCCCCAGCAUGGGGGCCCUGCCUGUGUUGGUGAUGCUACCCGGACCCACAUCUGCAACACAGCCAUCCCCUGCCCUGUGGAUGGACAGUGGGAAGCCUGGGGAAAGUGGAGCAUCUGCUCCCGCCUCAACUUGAAGUCUAUCAGCUGUGAGGAAAUCCCAGGCCAGCAGUCACGCUCAAGGACCUGUGUGGGCCGCAAGUUUAAUGGACAGCGAUGUGCUGGGAACUAUCAGGAUAUCCGACACUGCUACAAUAUCCAGAACUGCCUCUUGAAAGGCCAGUGGUCACAGUGGAGUACCUGGGGAUUGUGUACACCCCCAUGUGGACCCAACCCCAUCCGUGUCCGCCAGCGCCAGUGCACAGCCUUGCUCCCCAAGUUCUCGCCCACUGUUUCCACGGUUGAAGGCCAGGGUGAGAAGAAUGUGACCUUCUGGGGGAAUCCACGGCCAAUGUGCGAGGAGCUGCAGGGGCAGAAGCUGGUGGUGAAGGAGCAACGGCCAUGUCUACAUGCACCUGCCUGCACAGACCCUGAGGAAUAGAAAUCCUAAUAUCUGUCGCUUCUACUCUGUUCCCCUUACCUCUCAGACUUCAAUAAAUCAUCCUCUUGGGGC